Messenger RNA from Salarias fasciatus (jewelled blenny), 6370 nucleotides. It is a transcript of the gene shroom2a, whose product is annotated as shroom family member 2a. Gene Ontology annotation, molecular function: actin filament binding. The record is from RefSeq and is a predicted model, not a curated record. The transcript is spliced from 13 exons. NCBI's taxonomy places the organism in Eukaryota, Metazoa, Chordata, Actinopteri, Blenniiformes, Blenniidae. Bases 206 to 5245 code for a protein of 1679 amino acids. Gene Ontology annotation, biological process: actin filament organization. Gene Ontology annotation, cellular component: cortical actin cytoskeleton; adherens junction; apical plasma membrane.
CGAGCUGCUGCGGCUCUCAACGGCGUAACUUCCCGGCUUCUCACACGAGUUGGUAUCUGUUUGGCGAACGAGUAAUUCAUUUAGAAAUAAAAGCACUUCACAGAAGAUGAAGUAUGUGUAACGUAAACCUGGGAUAUAUCUACGUGCCUGCCCGACGGAGCUUUCCUGUUUUACCGCUCUAUCCAGAAGUGGAAUUUCCAGUACAAUGGACGCCGAGGGAUACAAGAAGGAUCCACAUGGUACUGAGGCAGAGACCUUUUGGCAUGUGAGGCAGAGGUCAGGAGAUGUGGAUCAGAGGACCAGAGAUGGAGAGAGCUGGAGGCUGGUGGAUGUGUUUCUCUCAGGAGGUGCACCAUGGGGGUUCACGCUCAGAGGAGGGCUGGAGCACCGAGAACCACUGCUCAUAACCAAGGUGGAAGAGGGCAGCAAAGCAGCUGCCGUGAGUCUCCAGGUGGGAGACGAGCUUGUCAACAUCAACGAGAUUCCCCUGAGUGGCUACAGACAGGAGGCAAUCUGCCUCGUCAAAGGCUCCCACAAGACCCUCAGCCUGGUGGUGAAACGGAAUGUGAAAAUGGUGGAUAUUGUAGCUCAGAAAAUGCCUUCAGAGAAUGACGUGCAUGUGGCAAGGAGCUUUCUUACGAAGAUUUUGCGAAGUUCCAUGAGAAAGAACCGUUUUAAAGGGCGGAAUGAACCCAUAAGCAGGCCUCACUCCUGGCACUCGACCAAGUUCAAUGAAAGCCAAUCAGAGACGGCCAAAACACAGUCUCCACCCACGGCAGUCUGGCACACAAGAUACGAUGCAAGCUCCUCCUCAACUGAUCUGUCUACCAGCUGGGAGCAGACAAACCUGCGCAGAGUGUCCGACCAGUUCAGCUCACUUGGCAGCAUGGACAGUCUAGAACAUGUGUCACAUCCCUAUCCUGCCGGUCAACUGUCACCUGCCAAGUCAAACAACAGCAUGGAGCACCUUGGAGGAGGAAAGCGGGACUCCGCCUACAGCUCCUUCUCCACCAGUUCUGGCACACCUGACUACACCCUCUCAAAGAGCAAUGCUGCGUCAACAGAGAACAUGCUGUAUAAAGUGGGUCAGUGGGAUGCAACAGGAAAGCACAACAAUGGCAGACUCAGCCAAAGUUUGGCCGCUGAAGGAGUCAGGCAGGAUGACAGGGUCACGUAUUUUCAAAUCCCGGGGGUCAGCUCCAUCUGCGAAGGUUCGCAGAUCGACGACCCAGCCGGAAAUCGCCAUUCCACUUCGAGUAGAACCAGCUUUGGACCCGUGUGGAACGUCCCAGAAAAAAAGAAGACCACUUCCCCAUCUCCCCCACCACCUCCUCCACCUGCACGCAGUGAUAGUUUUGCCGCAACUAAGGUACAUGAGAAGGGGAUGGUCGUGGCUCAGCCUGAGGGACCCGAUUCACAAGCAUCCUUUAAAGCGCCAACUGAACACCUCCGCAGUCACAAUGUUUCCCAGAAGAACGACGGUGACAGUUUUAACGUUCCGUUUGUGAAGUCUAUUCACAACCAGCUUGCUACAAAUAAACAGUAUUCCCUGUCCAGCACUGAUGUCCGGCAAGGCCAACCGGCCCAAGUUAGCCAGUCCCAGCAUCAAAGGCAACAUAGUGACAAAAGCACUUUCUGUCCUCAGCCUUGGGCUACAUCCGUACCAAAGCCACAUAGCGUAGGUGGCUACUAUUGCAGCUUGCAGGAACUGCCUACAAAUGGUUCUGUACAACAGUUUAGUCAGAACCAGAGGAGAAACCUAAGCUCCUCCCUGUCCUCCACAACCACUGACCAAAACACAGAGAGCAGCGGACAAAGCAGAUACUACUGUGUCACUACAUGUCAGCCCACUCAACCUAACCAGCUGUCUUUGUCAGGAAUACCAGAGGACAGAAGGAGUGCCACAGCCAGUGAGUCCACACACCCUGUCAAUGAGCAGACGUCCUUUAAUCCACCAACCGCAACAAACGUCAAGUAUAAUGUGCCCCAACAGCAACAUCACCCCUCACACAGUAAAGAUAGCAAUGGAUACAGCAAGCACCAAGUUACCACUGUACUAGAAACCUCUGUGCUGAAGCCCAACCCUGACGAGAAAGGAGGCCAGAGAGGACACAGCACUCAGAAUGCUGAAGCUCCGUACAUUAGCUAUCCUCUGAGUCGCCAGUCCGAACAGCGGAGGUCUCUGCCUCUGCAGCACCGAGAAGUGCCCCGGGACAGCAGACCUCACAGCCAAGUGAGCAAUAAAAUCUGCCCCCAGGCAACUCCGAUGCUUCACUCCCUGUCUAUGGAUGCUGCGGACCAAGAUGAGAAGAUGGGAGGCACCACCUCUGAUGAGUACCACGAUAGCAAGCAGGUGAAGCGCAGCGACCGUUUUGCCACCACAUUGAGAAACGAAAUACAGAUGAGAAGAGCGAGGCUGCAGAAAAGCAAGAGUGCCGCUGCCAUCCCUGGCGCUGAUGGUGAGACAGAAGAAGAUCCAGACAUCUGGAAGUCCACUGAAUGUACCACUCCGUCCUCGUCAGAUGGCUCCUUCUCUAACAUCUACAAGGAUAAUCUGAAAGAAGCACAAGCAAGGGUGCUGAAGGCAACCUCCUUCAGGAGAAGGGACCUUGAGCCUGUCUUACAGGAGCAUGCAGCAGCAGAAGCCUUACCCAACUACCCAUCUUCAGCACACGCUCGUAAUAAAGAUGUCACGCCUCUGCCGACAGUCACAGAGUUGGUAGCAAGCCAUUCGGGACCUGCAAGUGGUCAGGUAACCCGCAUUGGUGGUCGGAAGCGUUUCCCUGCAGAAAAGAAGAUUAAGUCAUUCUCCGAACCAGACAAAAUCCAUGAGGUUGGAAUGAAAGAAAAUUUAGCCCUCGGUGACAAAUCCAGCUCGUCUUCAGAUCAGCAAAAACUGUUCCAAGAAAGUGAGAAACCAGGAUUCCCUUAUCAAACAGGCCUUCAGAAACAAACCCACAACCAAGGCGGAGACCCUGCUUCGACCAACGCGCCAGUGGAAGCGGUGAAAGGAGUCAGGGGUAGAGAGAGUGUACAGGAGACCCAAGAAAUCCCUCACUCUGCACACAACCCAUCCAUCCAGGAUCAGCAGAGGCUGGGCACAUUUGCUGAGUAUGAGGCGAGGUGGAAUAUACAGAAGAAACCCCCAGAGAACAGAGCCUCUGGACGCUACCGGUCAGCUGAUAACAUACUCGAUCCCGGACCAGAGGAGAGGAGUAAAAGCACAUGCUUCCAUGAGAGAUCCCGGUCAUCCCCAUCGGCAGACCUCUAUGGACAGAAGAUUCCGGUUCCUUCAAGAAAGUCUGAGCUCCAAUAUUCCCAGACAGAAAAUAAACCUGCUGAACCACUCGACACAGACACAUGGUUCUCUGACAGAGGACCAGGUGACUGCAAAGCGAGAGAAAAGCCUGGAGAAUUUGAAUAUUAUCCGGCGCCGCAGCACCCGCCCAUGACAGGGGCCAACCCCGACGGUAGACACAGAGGUUCCCCUGCCACCGUCAGCCACAAACCCACGUCGACUUCUCACAGUCUGGCAGAGUCUGAUGACAGCAGCCGCCCCGAGCCGCCGACUGGACCCAGGAAGAAGCCCUCGGUGCUGGAGAAGCCUCCCCGGCCCAGAUGCCCAGAGGCUGGCAACACCCACCAGCUCCUCGCCGGUUCCCAGAGCGAAGCCUUGGUCCACUGCUCCCCUCACGCUGAUCACGGCUCCUCCUUUGGGCCCGCCCACUCCUCGGGAGACUCCCAGCAGGGCAAAGGACUAGUGGACAAAGGACAAGGGGCAGCACACCAUCCAUCAAGAUCCAAUCCUCAGACUGCCUCGUCGCCCCCGGCUUCCUCCCACAGACCCGCGGCGCUGGCCAGCAUGGACGGGCAGCGCUCGCCAUCUCCACAGUUUUCCCCACAGAGACUCAGUGACAAGCCUCCAGCCUUUCUCCAGAAUGAAGACUCCAAGAGGAUGGAGCAUGUGAGUGAAAGCCAAAACACUGCAGUCAGGAAAGUACCCAUCAGGAUCGUACAUUCAGACAGAAGCACGGACAAGGACAAUUGUCCAUUUUUACAGCAGAGCGACGCCCCUGCCGUCCCGGCCGAAGGUCAAGGCUCUACUCGGCUCCCCGGUCUGGGAGCAGCGGGUCAGGACUCUGUCUUCUGUUCCUUCACCCGGCAAAGGGAAGCGAGCGGCACACCCGCCGCUCAGGCACAGCGGCCGCCUCACACCGACACAUACAUGACCAGUGCCACGGAUCAAGAGCCGCCUGCCGAGCCGCCAGGCGGCAACAAGGCGGCCAUCAGCGCCCAGCUGAUAGAGGAGGACCAGAAGAGAGAAGAACUGGCCCGGGACAUCUUGGGGAAGGACAAAUCCCUGGCUGACAUUCUCGAUCAGAGCAAGAUGAAGACCACCAUGGACCUGAUGGAGGGGAUCUUCCCUCAGGGCGAGCAGCUGCUGGAGGGAGCUCACCAGCGCAGGAAGGCGCAGAUGAAGCAGACGAACGCCCGGCCUGCUGAGGAAAGGGAGAAGGAAGACAGCAUGGCAGCAGCUGUCACCAUGGUGACCAGUUCCACAUAUUACAGCACAUCUGCCCCCAAAGCGGAGCUCCUCAUCAAGAUGAAGGACAUGCAGGAGCAGCAGCAGCAGGAGGAAGAGGAGGAGGAGGAGGAAGACUCCGAAGAUGAGCUGGACAUUGAUUUGGCCAACAAGAAGCAAGAGCUGAUCGACAGUCUGAGCAAGAAGCUGCAGGUGCUGCGGGAGGCCAGGGAGAGUCUUCAGGAAGACAUCCUGGACAACAACGCCCUGGGAGACGAGGUGGAGGCCCACGUCCAGCAGGUCUGCAAGCCCAACGAGCUGGACAAGUUCCGGAUGUUCGUCGGGGACCUGGACAAGGUGGUGAGCCUGCUGCUGUCACUGUCGGGCCGUCUGGCCAGAGUGGAGAACGCCAUCAACAGUCUGGAGGAGGACGCCACUCCCGAGGAGCGACGUACGUUGAUCGAGAAAAGGAAGCUGCUGAUUCGACAACACGAGGACGCAAAGGAGCUGAAGGAGAACCUGGACCGGCGGGAACGCGUGGUCUACGACAUCCUAGCCAACUACUUGCCCGAAGACAGCCUUACGGACUACGAGCACUUUGUCAAGAUGAAGUCGGCGCUCAUCAUCGAGCAGCGCAAGCUGGAGGACAAGAUCAAACUUGGGGAGGAGCAGCUCAAGUGUCUGAUGGACAGCCUGCCGAUCGAGCAGAGGCUGGCCCUGUGAGGGGACCGACUCCGCUCUGCUCAGGUACCAACAACCUGCUGCUCCAGGUGACAGUGAAGCCAUGUGGCCAGCAGAGGGAGACAAACACGAGGACUGACGCAUUAUCCUGACACUGUUCAUGGUUUGUGAACUAGACUGUUAACACCCAUAAGUAACUCCUUUUUGGAACGAUGCUGCUGUUUCUAGCAUCAACCGACCACUGUAUCUAUAUGCCAUGUUUUUGCUUUGUUCGAUGGUUUCUUUAGUAAUUUAUUGUAGCCUUUUGAAUCUGCGAAGGAGGGGACAGUAUUUUUUUUUUCUUCUUCUUCCAUUUUAAGCAGCCAUGCUACCUGAUGUGUGUUACACGCUGAAUAAGUAAGAGUAUUUGUCAUGUGUUUCAAUAAUUUCACUGUCGAAUCCGGCCAAAUAUUUCAGCAAACUCAACUUCUAUUAACUUUUAAACUUUAGUGGCCUUUUUUUAUAUAUAUCUAUCUACUUUGUGCCCUUCACAUGAUCACAUGAAGACCGCGAGGUGGCAGCGCUGGGAAUGCACCCGCAGACAGUGAGUGUGCAGACACUGCUCACUUUGUAAAGAGCACUUGUUAAAACUUCACAAACCCGAAGAAGCACUUCACAUCUAGAUCCAAGUUAAACUCAACACACACAAAAAAAAGACGCAAAAAACAAAAAAGAUCACAUUUGAAGUGCCUGAUCACUGCAUCACUGUUACCACUGUCCAGGCCAUGUUCAACCUCUGCAGGUCAGUUGAUAAUCCAGCCUGUCAACUGACCGAGAGUUUCUGUAUUUUUUUGUCCUUUUGCUUCACUGUUUAUUUUUCACACUACAGCUGCUGAAAACACACACCACACUUUAUACUUCCAAACACUAGAAUCUCUGUUUUAUUCGUUUUCCGGCCAAAUUUGGAUCAGAGCUAUUCCAGUGUGUGACCAGCUCAAUCUUCAGUCCAUCAGAUGUCUAAAAUUUCAGAUUGAAACGAGGCUAACCUGAAGGUAACCCCUCCGCCCCGGCUGGGGGAUGUUCGCUGUGCACAUUUGUUACGCUCACCCACGACCCCGUGCACUGCCGCAUCCUCACCCUUUUUAACACUUUAUCAGCUGUGCUCCUUUAUAUCAAAUAAAGAGUGUG